GUAGAGCGCCUUCAGUGACGUACAGACGUAAGAAUCUUACUAGUAUGCUAGUUGGUGUUGCCGUGUUUGAAGCUCUAGUGUAAUCUAUAAGUCACAGAAGGUAUAGUCAGUACAUUCUAGGUGGAACAUUACUUCUGGCAGCACCAUGAGUACGUUAUGGAUGGGAAACCUGGAGGCCUAUAUGGAUGAGAAGUUCAUCACCAGAGCCUUUUCCACCAUGGGUGAACAGGCGGUUAAUGUGCGGAUCAUACGCAACAAGAUGACGGGAGGUGCUCUGGGUUACUGUUUUGUGGAGAUGACAGAUGAGGCCACAGCUGAGAGGUGUCUCCGCAAAAUUAAUGGAAAAUCCUUACCGGGAGCCAAUCCGCCCACAAGAUUCAAGCUAAAUCGAGCUACCUUUGGGAAACAGGAGAGUGGUCAGAUGUUCUCUCUUUUUGUUGGCGACCUAACUCCAGAGGUGGAUGAUGGGAUGCUUUAUGAGUUUUUUUACAACCGUUACCCUUCCUGUCGUGGCGGAAAAGUUGUGCUGGACAGCAUGGGCAACUCCAAGGGCUGUGGCUUCGUUCAGUUCCCAGAUGAGCGGCUGCAGAAGCGAGCAUUAGAGGAGUGUCAGGGUGCCAUGGGACUGGGAAGUAAACCUCUGAGAUUGAGCCUGGCUGCUAACAAUUUAAGGAACAAGCAGCAGCAGCAGCAUUCAGAACAAAAAUCCUGGCAGUCCAGCUCUGUAUACAGACAGAGCUAUGACCAGUAUAAUCAAUACCAGCAGACAUAUCCUGGGUAUUACUCCUCUUGGGGCUAUGACCAGACUGGAGGAGCUUAUGGCUAUAACUAUCCACAAUAUGACUACACACAGUAUACCCCUCCACAGGAAAGUGAUGCUGUUGAGGAGGAUGCAGAACUUGAAGAUCCUAGUUUGGAGGUGGAUGUGGUGGAGGCCAAUAGAAAGUUCAUGGAACUCAGUGAGGAGCUGUAUGACGCUUUGAUUGAGUGCCACUGGCAGCCUGCAGAGUUCUCUGCAGAAGACUACUCUAUGACAUCCAGCCUACCAGAACCCCUUUACAGCUGAAGCUGGACACUGUUUGUUCUUUUCUGUGGACUUUCACAGAUUUUGUGCUGUGGCAGAAAUGUGGACCACAUGUUAAGCUAAAGUAUUUUAUUCCAGGGUAUAAACCUUUUGUAAAUUAAAGAACUUCUGCACACUCAGACAUGCUUUUUGUGGCCACAAUUUGCCAUGUUCUAAUGGCUACUUUCAACAUGAUAUUGCGAAGCAUAAGAUAAAAAUGAUGUGUUGAGUUGAUUUCAGUGUUUUGAAGCCAGAACCCAGUCAGUUGGAGUAACUGUGGGAUAUAGGAGAACAUGAGAUUGGCAGCAUGAAUGUGUAGCUGACAAAUCAUGUCAACGUGGAGCAGAUGUCACAGGAAUAUUACCAACAUCUGGUGGAUUCACUGCAUAAACCACUGAGGGUGGUAAAGAGUAGACCUAACUCAGUUUUUGGUAAUUGGCACGUUUGUAUUUUUAAAUAAAAUUCUUAAAGUGUG
Mugil cephalus (flathead mullet) is the source of this 1538-nucleotide messenger RNA. Its product is annotated as tRNA selenocysteine 1-associated protein 1-like. The record is from RefSeq and is a predicted model, not a curated record. The transcript is spliced from 9 exons. Gene Ontology annotation, cellular component: nucleus. Gene Ontology annotation, molecular function: tRNA binding. Gene Ontology annotation, biological process: selenocysteine incorporation. Bases 146 to 1066 code for a protein of 306 amino acids. Lineage: Eukaryota; Metazoa; Chordata; Actinopteri; Mugiliformes; Mugilidae.